AUGGAACACACCUGCGGCGCUUGCUUAUCGCAAGUUGACGUUAGAGAAGAGCAAAUAAUUCAAUGCACUCGUUGCGUCCUAAUUUAUCACCCAUUAUGUUUGAAUAUAAAUGACCUAGAAUUUGAUAAACUUGAGCAAGAUUAUUUAAAUUCGUGGGAAUGUCCUAACUGUACCAGCAGAGUGCCAAAAAUCUCAUCGGCAAAUGUAGAUCGCCUGCCAAGCAGCCCUGCUACCUCCCGCCCGUCCAAAAGAAAGGCACUACUGUCACCGAUGUCGGGUUCCGGGAACGACACUCUCACUAAUGAAAUUAGACUGUUACGAGAAGAAAUGCAGGAGAUGAAGAGCUGCUUAAAAGAAUUCGUGGAAACCGUUGCACAAUGCAUGUCAAAGACAGUAAAUCUGGAAACUCGGGUACUAGAAGCAGAAGCUAAGGUGUCGGCGUUGGAAAAAGAAAAUUCUAGUAUACCAGGUCUCAAACUUCACAUAGCUUCGCUGGAACAACAAGUAAACAAUCACCAGAGUUAUUUUUUGCGAAACGAAGUUGAAAUAAUUGGCUUGAAUGAACACAGGAACGAAAAUCUUCUCCACAUAACAAAUAUUAUUGCCCAACGCGUCGGCUUCGAACUAAAACCGGAAGAUAUAGACUGGGUUACAAGAGUGGGCUCGCUACGGAGCUCUGGUAUCGAACAACGACCCCGUCCCGUGGUUUUGCGCUUUACCAGACAGGUGGUUCGCGAUGACUUUUUACGCCACACCAAAACUAGACGCAAUACUACAACCACUGAUAUUGAACUCGAAGGCCCCUCACGUAUAUUAUACUUCAAUGAACACCUAUCGAAGCUUAACAGGCAGUUAUUUCGUGAAGCGCGUCUCUUAUCAAAAGAAAAGGGCUUUAAAUAUUGUUGGAUUAAAAAUGGCAAAAUCAAGAUACGCCAGGAUGAUGGCAAACCAGUUCGCACAAUAUCUUCAACGGGAGAUAUGAACAUAAACAUAUUAGCAGAAGAUUCCACAGGACACUGUAACGAAUAUUUAUGUGUGAUGGCACGAUAUGGGCUACUUCCAGUGAUUAACACUCCAACCCGAGGCGAAAAUUGCAUAGAUCAUAUAUUUGUUAAAUCUAAAUCGGCCCCAACUGGUUUGGUAAGUAGUCACUCACUUACAGAUCAUAAUUUAUGUAUGGCCAUUAUUCCACUUGACACUGUCAUAAGAAAGGGACAGAACACACAGAUAACAAAGACAAACUUUAGGGAAGUGGCCAAAUCAUUAGCAACACAAGAUUGGCAUACGGUAACUAGUGCAAUAACUACAAAUGCUGCUGCAGAUAUAUUCAGAAAAAUACUGAACUCAAUAAUUGAACGGCACACUAAUACCGUGAAUUUAGGAAGAAAAUAUGUCUUAUUGUGUCCAUGGAUGACACCGGGGCUAAAUCGAUGUAUACUGCACCGGGACAAAUUACAUAGGGCGUUAAGAAAUUCUCCAGAUGACAAAAAUCUAGAAACAACAUACAAAAGGUACAGAAAUUUUUGUAACAAGAUUAUAAGAGACACUCGUGACGCAUAUAACAACAAAAAACUGAUGCAGAAUAAAGACAAUCCAAAAAAGCUGUGGAAAACUAUUAAUGAAUUAUGUGACAGAAACCCAAAAACAAAGGUAACUUGUGACCCCGUUGAACGCCGUAAUAAAGCGAAUUCAUUUAAUAAACAUUUCGUCAGUAUUCCAGACGCAUUAACCAGAACCAUUUUAAAUAACCUUAGUACAAAUAAAGGAAAUCAUAUACGCAACACAACAUCUAGAAACAAUAUUCCUGACUCUCUCUUUCUGAAUCCAACUACGCCAGACGAAAUUCUAUCUCUCAUAAAUAAUUUAAAAAAUGGCAGUGCUCCUGGUUCUGAUUCCUGUACUCCGGAGCUAAUUAAAUCUGUCAAAACUCAUAUAAUAGUACCACUUACACAUAUUUUCAACCUUAGCUUAAGCGAAGGUGUAUUUCCGGAGUGCUGGAAGCACUCCAUUGUGAUUCCAAUCCACAAAUCAGGAGAUACAGAUAAUCCAAACAAUUAUAGACCCAUAUCUCUCCUUUCUAUGUUUUCUAAACUGCUAGAAAAAAUUGUAAAUAAAAGACUUACGGCAUUUUUCUCAAUGCAUAAAAUAUUCUCUCCCAAUCAAUUCGGUUUCCGCCAAGGUAAGUCAACAGAAGACGCCACAGUUAAGCUUACAGACACAGUACAUGACUAUUUGGACAAGUACAAAUGUUGUGUUGGAACGAGAGGUUUCAAUUUGAAAGUCCGAACUGUAUCAGAAAAUAUUCUAAAAAACAAAUCCAAACAAGCGGCUUUUCCAGGUGCGAGUCCAGACGAUGAUGGAAAGAUAAUGAUACGGCUGGAGUAUUCCACUGUGGAAUACUGCAGUCCUAUAACAUAUAAUAAUGCUGCAUGA
Leptosia nina is the source of this 2433-nucleotide messenger RNA. NCBI's taxonomy places the organism in Eukaryota, Metazoa, Arthropoda, Insecta, Lepidoptera, Pieridae. The record is from the annotation of a GenBank genome assembly.